AUGUCGUCGACCCAGGAUAACGAUAUCACCAUGGCCACUCCCGAGGCCACAGCCACAGUCAACGUCGAGACAACCACUCUUGCUGCUACUAGCACACUUACAGUUGUCAGCGAUACUACUACUCCCGCCACUGCUACUACCGCCGAUACAACCGCAGAGGCUGACUCAACAACAGCUGAGAGCGUCGCCAAGAGGAUGCGCCCCAAGAUCGAGAAGGAGGACACGUCGUCGUACAUGGGCCAGAAGCGCAGCAAGGUCCGCGGCAACAUCCGUGGAGCUGACAAGUACAAGGGAAAGAGAGAAGGAGGUUGGGCUGCAGGAACUCGUAACGCUGAAGAUGCUGCAAAGGCGGCUGCAUUGGCCACUAGUGGCGAGGCAUCCGCAGAGCAGACCUCGACCACCGCCGACGAUGGUGAGGAUAAGGAGGCGCGUAUUCCCAAGCGCAAGGUCGCACUCAUGAUGGGAUACUGCGGUACUGGAUACCAGGGAAUGCAGGUGAACCCUGGCGCCAAGACAAUUGAGGGAGAUCUUUUCAAGGCCAUGGUUGAGGCUGGAGCAGUUUCAAAGGACAAUGCCGACGAUAUCAAGAAGGUCAGCAUGAUGCGAUCCGCCAGGACAGACAAGGGCGUUCACGCUGCAGGAAACGUGGUGUCGCUCAAGAUGAUUGUGGAUAUGGACGACGUGAUUGGCAAGAUUAAUGCUUGCUUGCCUGACCAAAUCCGCCUCUUUGGAUACGUCCGCACCCUAAAUUCUUUCAAUGCCAAGGUUCUCUGCGACUCUCGCGUUUACGAAUACCUUUUGCCCACCUACGUCUUCCUCCCUCGCCCACCAAUUGCCGAACCUACCGCAUCCUCAUUGGAGGGUGCCUCGACUACGAUCAGGACUGACUUGCCUGGAGGAAGUAUGGCCUGGGAUGAGAACGUUCACAUUUCGACACCCGAGGAGAUGGCAGCCAAGAGGAACUACCGUAUUGACGAAGCUACUCUCGCCAAGGUCCGCGAGGGAUUUGCAGCCUAUGUUGGCACCAAGAACUUUCACAACUUUACGGUCGGCAAAAACUUUAAGGAAAAGACUUGCCAGCGCUUCAUGAUGUCGUUCACUGUGAGCGAUCCCAAGAUGAUCCAGGGAACAGAAUGGCUCAGCUUGAAGGUUCAUGGCCAGUCGUUCAUGCUCCACCAGAUCCGUAAGAUGGUCAGCUUGAUUGUUAUGCUUGUGCGAACAGACACGCCAUUGAAGCUGAUCCCAGAGACAUUCAAGGCCAACAAGAUCAACAUCCCCAAGGCCCCUAGUCUGGGACUUUUGCUCGAGAGGCCUGUGUUUGAUACAUACAACCGCAAGGUUAAAGACUCUCACUCACCCCUGGACUUUACGCCAUACAACGAGACGAUGGAGGUUUUCAAGGAAAAGUACAUUUACGAGGGAAUCAUCAAGGAGGAGCUCGAGUUCAACCGGUUUGACGAAUUUUUGCAGAUCCUGGAUGGCCAUGCGCACAAGUACAACCUCCGCUAUCUGAACAGCGAAGGUAUUAUUCCCGAGGAGGCCAUCAUCAAGAGGGGAGAUACUCUUGAGGCCGAGUCAGAUGCCGAGUCAGAUGCGUCGUCGUAA
Messenger RNA from Linnemannia hyalina, 1605 nucleotides. The record is from the annotation of a GenBank genome assembly. NCBI's taxonomy places the organism in Eukaryota, Fungi, Mortierellomycota, Mortierellomycetes, Mortierellales, Mortierellaceae.